UAUUUAUUAGCACCUGCACGGUGUGUGGUUUUCUUUUUCUCUCUCUCGCACUGUGUUUCUUUCGUUAUUUAGCAGCUCUCUCUCUUAGGUUUUGAAUUCAAAUAUGGAAGGGACUACCAGCUCAAAUUCCAAUGACACGGUUAAAAAACAAGCCCCCCAAUUAGCUACAUUGUUGAAAGAGAUGAAGGAAGGGUUAGAUACUGUAAGGACUAAAGUACAAGCUUUAACUUCUAAGGUGAAAGCAAAUCAGUUCCCGACAGCAGAUGGGAUAAGCUAUCUUGAAACCAAACAUUUGCUUCUCCUAAACUAUAGCCAGUCACUGGUCUAUUAUCUACUUCGCAAAGCAAAAGGUUUCUCAAUUGAGGGGCAUCCCGUUGUUCGGAGCCUAAUAGAGACAAGAUUGUUUUUGGAGAAGAUACGACCAAUUGACAAAAAACUCCAAUACCAAAUCCAUAAGCUUACAAGGGUUGCCACAGAUACAACAGAAGUUGUAGGUCCAAGUAAAAAGGAAUCGGAUGCCUCCAAAAGGAUAGAGGAUCCAUUGAUGUAUCAUCCAAACCCUGACAUGCUUGUUCCCCAAUACAAUAUAGUACCUCCGGAAGGUGGUGGUGGUGUGUAUCGACCCCCCAAACUUGUCCCUGCUGUUAUGGAGGAAGAUAAAAUCUCAAAGAAGGAAAGGAAUGCUUUGAGAAAGGAGAAACAGAUGCUUCGACAAUCUAGGCAGAGUGAUUUUAUGCGUGAGAUGAUGGAUAAUAUGGAGGGGAGACCUGAAGAGGUCAGAGAAAUUAUUGGAGCUGAAAGUGUUGAGGUUUCUAGGUAUAAGGAAAAAAUGGAGAAGCGUGCUCGGCAGGAAGAAGAGCUUUUUACUCGUGCUCCUAUGACGAAGAUGGAAAAGAAGAAGGAGAAACAUUUGAAGAAAUCAAGAAAUGGGUUGCUAGGUCUGACGGAAAGUUUCUAUGAUGAAAUCAAAGCUUUACCGUUAGAGGAUGAUAACAGCGAACAAGCAACAGGCUUUGGUUAUGGUAGUGGAAAUGGGAAACUUAAGAAACGCAAGAGGAGGUAUUGAGGAACUAGAAGUUGAAAUUUUGUUUUGUUGAGCAAUUGGGAUUUAGAGCUGGAUGACAGUUUUGCGCUGGUUGAGGUAGUAAUUGAGGUAUAAAUGGCUGUGUAUGGAGCAAUUUUGUUUACUCCCCAUGAGACACAUUAUUUUGCAAGAUUUUUUUUCUUUGCUUGCUUAGAUGAAAACUAUACAAUAUUUAAGUAAGUUUCAAGUUUGAUCUCAA
Molecule: messenger RNA, 1283 nt
Organism: Quercus robur (English oak)
Lineage: Eukaryota; Viridiplantae; Streptophyta; Magnoliopsida; Fagales; Fagaceae
Exons: 9
Coding region: 104-1066 (320 amino acids)
Biological process (GO): maturation of SSU-rRNA from tricistronic rRNA transcript (SSU-rRNA, 5.8S rRNA, LSU-rRNA)
Cellular component (GO): small-subunit processome; nucleolus
Source: RefSeq, a predicted model, not a curated record